AAUAAAAACAUCAAGCCCUCAUUUCCUCAAUAUUUUCUUACGCAAAACAAACCAAGAGAAAGAAGAGGGAGAAUCAAAGAGGGGAGAGAGAGAGAGAGAGCGGUUUUGAGCUCUGUCUUCAUCUCUACGAGCGGUUUUCUGCGCUGUAAUGAGCGGUUUCCGGUAUUCUAAAUAACAAGAUGGUGAAGAGAAAACCAGUUAUAUUUCUCCUCUGCGUCACUGUUCUCGCUCCCAUCGUUCUCUACACGGAUCGACUCUCUGCUGCUUUCUCUACUCCCUCUUCUAAUGAUGACUUCAUUGACGAUGGUUCCAGUUGGAGUUUUGGAAAUGAGCCAGAGAAAUUAAAUGCCCUUCAUCAGGAAAGCAUCAAUACUGUGAAAGAGCCAACUGGGGAAAUCUAUUCUGAUAACUCGAGCAAUUCUGUUCAGAUCUCGGCCCAAUCUAGCCAUGAACUGGUCAAAGAAUUGCCAUUGGGGAAACCUAGAGAGCACAAAUCCCGUGCUCUUUCGGCUGCCGAUGAGGGGACUCAGUCUGCGAAAAGUGUGAUUGAGCAAGUGACAGAAAGGGAUAACAAUGAUUUCAAUGGUAUUCAGAAGUCCCAACUGGAAUCUCAAGGGAAUAAAGAGAAGAAAAUGGAGAAUAAAGUUGAACAAUCUCAACAAACUCCACCGAGAGUUGAAUCCCGAAAAGUGCAGACAUCUGCUAAUGAUAAACAACAAAGUUCCACAGCUAUGCUUGAUUCUAGAGUGAAACAACUUAAGGAUCAAUUGAUAAGGGCAAGGGUUUAUCAAGGAUUGGGACCGCUUCGUAGCAACCCACAGUUUAUAAGAGAGCUGCGUGCUCGGAUAAGAGAUGUUCAGCGAGUUCUUGGUGAUGCUACCAAGGAUUCCGAUCUACCAAAAAGUGCCAACGAGAAACUGAAGUUAAUGGAGCAAACUCUGGCAAAAGGCAAGCAAAUGCAAGAUGACUGUUCUACCGUUGUAAAAAAGCUCCGAGCAAUGCUUCACACAUCUGAAGAACAACUAAAAGUUCAUAAGAAACAAACAAUGUUUUUGACUCAACUUGCUGCAAAAACUCUCCCUAAAGGUCUCCACUGCCUCCCAUUACGACUGUCCACUGAGUACUAUUCUCUAGAUUCCAGCAGACAACAAUUCCCUAAUCCAGAAAAGCUCGAAGACCCUAAGCUCCAUCAUUAUGCACUUUUCUCCGAUAAUGUUUUGGCUGCAUCAGUGGUUGUCAAUUCUACUGUGACUCAUGCCAAGAAUCCAGCAGAUCAUGUUUUCCAUGUAGUAACCGAUAGGCUUAAUUACGCUGCCAUGAGGAUGUGGUUCUUAGCUAAUCCACCAGGGGCAGCUACAAUUCAAGUUCAAAAUGUUGAAGAGUUUACUUGGCUAAAUGAGAGCUAUAGUCCAGUUCUAAAGCAGCUUGGGUCUCAAUCUAUGAUCGAUUACUACUUUAGGACUCAUCGUGCAAAUUCCGAUUCAAACCUCAAGUUUCGAAACCCGAAAUACUUAUCUAUACUAAACCACUUGCGAUUCUACCUUCCUGAAAUUUUCCCUAAGCUUAACAAAGUGGUGUUUCUUGAUGAUGAUAUAGUAGUUCAAAAGGAUCUCACAGGGCUUUGGGAGAUUAAUCUUGAAGGAAAGGUCAAUGGUGCAGUCGAGACUUGUGGGGAGAGCUUUCACCGAUUUGAUCGGUAUCUUAACUUCUCGCAUCCUCUUAUUGCCAAAAAUUUUGAUGCCCACGCUUGUGGGUGGGCAUAUGGGAUGAAUGUGUUUGAUUUGGAUGAAUGGAGGAAACAAAAUAUAACAGAGAUCUACCACUCUUGGCAGAAUUUGAACCAUGAUAGACUAUUGUGGAAACUGGGAACUCUUCCACCUGGCUUGAUCACAUUUUGGAAGCGCACUUUUCCUAUAAACCGAUCAUGGCAUGUAUUAGGCCUUGGCUAUAAUCCUAAUGUGAACCACAAAGAUAUAGAUCGUGCAGCAGUUAUUCACUACAAUGGCAACAUGAAGCCUUGGCUCGAAAUUGGAAUGCCAAAAUAUCGAAACUACUGGUCUAAGUAUGUGGAUUAUGAUCAGGUUUAUCUUCGAGAAUGCAACAUCACUCCUUAAAUGGUAAUAUUACAAAAUUUUUGAAUUUUUUGUCCUCUGAUGCGUUUCCUUCUUUGUUAUUUUUUUUGCUUCUGUGAGUAUAAAUGCUCAGGGUCAUUCUUUUGUUGUUAAUCUUUUUCCAACGCUGCAUGAUGCAGAUAUCUUAUUGUACAUGAUUUAGAUUUAGAGUUGAGACGAGAAAGUUUUAUAGUGUAGGUUGAAUUCUCAAUUUUAUGUAACGUCAUGUUGGUAUUAAUUGUUAUUGGCAGUUUUCUUCUUUUUCA
Asparagus officinalis (garden asparagus) is the source of this 2377-nucleotide messenger RNA. RefSeq names its product probable galacturonosyltransferase 4. Lineage: Eukaryota; Viridiplantae; Streptophyta; Magnoliopsida; Asparagales; Asparagaceae. The transcript is spliced from 9 exons. The record is from RefSeq and is a predicted model, not a curated record. Gene Ontology annotation, molecular function: polygalacturonate 4-alpha-galacturonosyltransferase activity. Bases 180 to 2114 code for a protein of 644 amino acids.